This is a messenger RNA of Chironomus riparius, 2061 nucleotides long. Lineage: Eukaryota; Metazoa; Arthropoda; Insecta; Diptera; Chironomidae. The record is from the annotation of a GenBank genome assembly.
AUGAAAACAACAUUUGUGAAAGUUUUAUUCUUUAUUUUUUUAAUUCGUGGAAUAAAAAGUCAAAAUUUACCAGAUGGGUCAAGUUGUCAAGACUUUAAUGGCUUUAAUGGAAUCUGCGUUGCCAUUCGUAACUGCAAAGUGAUUUUUGAUAAGUUAAAGAAUAAUUCAAUCAGAAGAGAACAAAUAAAAGUUUGUGAUGUUGUGACAAGGUCUAUUUGCUGCCCGUCGGAGAUUAUAAACAACAAUUUUAAGUCAAAUUCUAGUAGAUUGGAUGUUCCAGUUAGUUCGAGAUCUUCUUUGUGGGACUUUGUAGAGAAUGAAUCAAGCAAUUGUGGUAAGCCAAAAAUGGCAUUUGGGACAGCAUAUCAUGGAACUCAAGUCAAACGAGGUGCUUAUCCUUGGAAUGUGGCACUUACCAAUUCUAGUGAUAAUUCAUUCUUUUGUGGUGGAUCACUAGUGUCAAAUAAGCUAGUCGUCACAGCUGCUCACUGCAUCGAAGGUAAAGGCAGGUUAUAUUUUUUCAGACCACGAGACAUUUUCGUCAUUAUUGGAGCUCAUGACUUAGAAGCCCGUCGAGAACCAUCAAGAAUAACUGCAAGUGUUAAAACAAUCUCCGUUCAUCAUGAUUGGAAUCCACACGUGGUUUCAUAUGAUGCAGAUAUCGCGAUUAUUGAAUUAGACGAUGAAGUCACUUUCAAUCGUUAUAUCCAACCUAUUUGCAUUGCUGCACCAAACUCUGCAUCAGCAUCAAUUACAGAAGGCGUUAUAGCUGGAUUCGGAAAAAGUGAGCAUCGAGAUGUUGAAAAUAUCGCAAGAGUCAUUUCAUCGCCAAUUCAUAGCUAUGAUUUCUGUGCCAAUAGUUCGGAUCAUGAAAAUCUUUUAACUCGUCGUACAUUUUGUGGAGGUUAUGCAAACGGAACCAGUGUUUGUGUAGGUGACAGUGGAAGUGGAUUGAUUGUUAAGCAUGAAGGAGUAUAUUAUCUUCGAGGAAUUGUUUCAGCGUCGUUGCACGAUACUUUGAUUGGAUGUAAUAUCAACAGCUAUUCAAUUUUUACAGACAUUUUAAGUUUUUAUAGCUGGAUAACGACUGGAAAGGAUGAACAAAUUUUAUUUCGAGAGCUUCAGGAAGAAAUUCGAAGGUUAAGGUCAAAAACUACUACAACUGAGAGUCCUAUGACAACCAAGUCAUCAGCUACAAAAACAGAUGUAGCUACAACAUCCGUUAAACCAUCAAAUUCACAAUGGAUGUAUAAAAAUACUCAAAUAGUUCAUCAGAGUAAGACAAGCCAAGCAAAUGAACAUGAAUUUGCUCAUCAAGCUAUUUUAGGUUAUGACAACAAUAAUCCAUUUGGAUAUGGAACGCGUCAUGAUAUUAAUUGGUUGUGUGGCGGUUCCUUGAUUUCACCUAAUUUUGUAUUGACAGCUGCACAAUGUCUAAAUUUCGGUUUUUAUAGAGUUCCCCAAUUUGUUAAACUGGGCAUGAAUGAUCGACUACAAAAGGAUGGUAAAGCUCGGAUCUACAGUAUCGAUGAUGUAUUUGCUCCUGGAAAUUUUAACCCAAAAAUGCCAGAUUAUGAGAAAUUUAUUGGCAUCGUAAAGUUAAAUGCGUCUGUCAACUAUGGACAAUUCAUUUGUUCUAUUUGCUUACCUAAUAAGCAACCUGAUGAUAUAUCAGUUAUUAUAUCUGGAUAUCCUGAAGAAAGUAAUGAUCAUGGUGAAGCUGAGCAUAUAUUUAAAUAUUCACUUCAAAAGCAGCCACGUGAAGAAUGCAACCAAAUAAUAAGAAGUACUGCUCGAGAUCAGGAUAAGAAUUUUUGCUAUGGCACUACGGAAAAUAUUGCUAAAUGCAAGGUAAAUCAAGGUUCAGCAUUACAAAUUGUGAAUGAUAAUCGAAUGCAGUGCAUCUAUACCCAGAUUGGUGUUUUAACUGUUCCACCGCAAGGCUGUGAUAGUGCGAAAUAUGGAUUUGUGAAUAUAUUCAGCUAUAUUGAUUGGAUCAAAGAAACUGUCGGAGGGGAUGAGGAGUUAAACAAAAAUGUGUGCAACAUACAUCUUCAUUGA